Molecule: messenger RNA, 1974 nt
Organism: Phytophthora sojae
Lineage: Eukaryota; Oomycota; Peronosporomycetes; Peronosporales; Peronosporaceae
Exons: 1
Coding region: 85-1974 (629 amino acids)
Biological process (GO): intraciliary transport involved in cilium assembly; intraciliary anterograde transport
Cellular component (GO): ciliary basal body; ciliary base; intraciliary transport particle B
Molecular function (GO): protein binding; intraciliary transport particle B binding
Source: RefSeq, a predicted model, not a curated record
ACGAAUUAAGCUUAGAAUGUAGAUACAGCGACUCCUGACACCUUCCAGCAGUCACGCUCAUUUCACGCAAGUACGCGCAUUAACAUGUUUGUGGCAAGGCAGCCGAAGCAGACAGCGGCCAGCAGCAGGGUGUCCCAGGACAAGGUGCAGCUGAGGUCGAAGCCCGCACGCGAUAAAGUCUUUGAGCUGGAUACGUACCUGGACAGGAGAGACUUCGUUGGGGCAUUGACGCUACUGCGAGUCUUGAGGCGUGAGGACAGCGAGCAAGAUCGAGCCCGCAGGAAGAAGGGAGCUCCAGACGACAAUGAUCUGGGCUCGUGGCGCGUGAACACUUGGUGGGUCGCGUACUGCCAUUUCCACAGUGGGGACUUCGGCGAGGCGCUAUCUCACUUCGAGCAGCUAAUCGACGCUGCUUCGACUGGCGAUGCGAGUGCAACUGACCUCAAGAGUUGGCGGCUGAGUCGCGCGUGCUGCUUGUAUUACCUACAGAACUACGAGGACGCAGAGCACGCGGCGCUCAGCAGUUCACGGAGUGCUUUGUGCAAUCGGCUUCUGUUCCUCCUCGCGCAUCAGCGGCAACAUGGCGAGCAGGCGCUACUGGAUCGCUAUCAACAACUCUCGCGGGACUCAGUCGAGGAUCAGCUGGCGUUGGCGGCUACCAGCUUUGCCCAGCUCAAUUUCCAGGAGGCAGCGGAGAUUUACAAGAGACUGCUCUCCGAGUCAAGCAAGGGGAGUCAAGAAGGCGGCUCGGCUCUUCAUGUGUAUCUCGCACUGUGCUACUUCAAGCUGGGCUACGACGAUGUUGCUCCGGAGCUGCUGGCUGUGUACUUGAUCGGCCACCCAGACAGCUUCUUCGCCACCAACUUGAAGGCGAGCUGCAACUUUCGGCUAUACAGCACACGUGAGGCAAAGCCCAUUCUCGACGACUACGCCCGGCGAUAUCCCAACCACCCGUGCACUCAGGGAGCGCUCGAGUCGUCUCAUUCAUUGACGACAAGCUCAAAGCAUUCCGAAUCGGCCAUGACGGACGUUAUGCAGCACAACCUUGCCAUCUUCCGAGCAUCUGAUCGUGAAGCGAACGGGAUUGAGAAGCAAGGAGCAGCGGCUGAGCGGGUGCUGAGCCCUAUGGUGGGUCACCUCGAAGAAGCUCAAUUGAACCUGGUGCUUCUUCAUCUCAAGCGCCGCGAAUACCACAAGGCGUUUGCCUUGGUGGAGGAUCUUGAACCACGGACCACUCCGGAGCGUGCGAUAAAGGGUGUGCUGCACGCGGUUGUCGGUGAACAAACACACUCCAAGGAGCACAUUUUCCUCGCCGAGAAGUACUUCCAUGCUGCGGGGUCAUCGCCCGACGAUUGCGACACAAUUCCAGGCCGGCAGUGCAUGGCGUCGUACUUCAUGCUGCGCAAGGAGUUUAGUGAUGCAAACGUGUACCUCAGCUCAAUCUCCACGUACCUGAGUACCGACGACGCGUUCAACUGGAACUACGGUAUAGCGCUGGCAGCUACGGGCGCGUAUGGUGAAGCUGAGGAAGUGCUGCUUCGAGUGCAAAGCGCUGAAUUGCGUUCUCAACUGGUGUUUUGUGGCUGGCUGUCGCGUUGCUACAUCCACAGUGGCCGAGCUGCGCAGGCGUGGGAAGUUUAUCUCAAGAUGGAGAACUCCGUGGCUGCGUUCACUCUACUCAAGCAGAUCGCCAACGACUGCUACAAGGCUCAGCACUACUUUUACGCCGCUAAAGCUUUCGACGUACUGGAGAGACUCGAUCCAGACCCCGAAUACUGGGAAGGCAAGUGUGGAGCUUGCGUGGGGUUCUUCCGCCAGGUCGCAACUGGACAGGAGAGUGAAAGUGGUGCAGUUCUCGCCCAUCGGUGCAAUGAAGUGCUCAAGCUGCUCGGCAACUCGAAGAAUGUGCUGGAAGCGACCAAGCUUGUAGCUGUACUGCGGAAGUGGACGUCGUCGUUCCUAGUUGUCAACUAA